Messenger RNA from Hansenula anomala, 537 nucleotides. RefSeq names its product Mg-dependent acid phosphatase. The coding region runs from base 1 to 537 and encodes 178 amino acids. Gene Ontology annotation, molecular function: acid phosphatase activity. Lineage: Eukaryota; Fungi; Ascomycota; Saccharomycetes; Phaffomycetales; Wickerhamomycetaceae. The transcript is spliced from 4 exons. The record is from RefSeq and is a predicted model, not a curated record.
AUGACUCAGUACCCAAAAGUAGUGGUGUUUGAUCUGGACUAUACCCUCUGGCUGGCUAACUAUAUCCAAAAGUGCUGGUGUGAUACUCAUAUAUCGCCUCCAAUCAAAGCUAAAAGCACAAAGACUUUAGUGGACAAAUAUGGAUUUCAAAUCUCUUUUUAUAAAGACGUUGAAGAGAUAUUCAAAGAGUUGAAAGAGAAUAACGUUUACAUAGUGGCUGCAAGUAGAACUUCAGCACCAGCCCUUGCUAGAAAAAUGUUGAAAAGUCUUCAUUUAAACGGUGAACCAGCUAUAAACCAUUUUGAUGCCCUGGAAUUUGGUACUUUUUCAAAGAAAAAUCAUAUUAAAUCUGCAAUGAGUUCAUUAGAUCAAGAAAUUGAAUUAAAGCAUGUUAUAUUAUUUGAUGAUGAAUUAAGAAAUAAAGAUGUUGAGACUUUGGGAGUUCAAUUUGCUCAUAUCUUUGAUGAAGAUAGAGGCCUAACAAAGCAGAUAUUCCAAAAUGCUAUAGCUAAAUAUAACAAUAGAUUAUCUACAUAG